GUUUUGGCUGCAUCGAUCAGUAUGUGAUUUCACGAAAUCUGUCGAAAUUAGAAAUUUGAUCAGAGAAUUGGAAGUUGGCAGUUUCUAGUAGUGAAUUCUGUGAUCAGGUGAUAGGUUAAAGACUUUUGGAGCUUUGAUAUGUUUUUUUCUUUGUUGCUUAAAAACAUAUCCUGCCAACUUCUGCGCGCACCUAGCUCGAUUAAUAACUAAUGGCGUCCAUCACAAAGGAGUUUGAACAUCUUAGAAUCCCACUUGAAAAAAUAAAAGAAGCCACCAAUAGUUUUCGUAACACACCUAUUGGAUCUGGUGGAUUUGGUGCUGUCUAUAAAGGGGAGAUGUUACUUUUUAAUAGGAGAAUAGUUGUUGCAAUUAAACAUCUAAAUCGCCAUUUUGGACAAGGAAACCCUGAAUUCUUAAAAGAGAUACAGACGCUUUCUCGGUACAAGCAUCAAAAUCUCAUUCUUCUCUUGGGAUUUUGUGACGAGGAAGGCCAUAAGGUCCUUGUAUACGAAUAUGCACCUAUGGAAAGCCUUGAUAGGCACUUAUGUGAUCCCAGUCUCACCUGGACACAACGUAUCAAGAUAUGCGUGGGGGCUGCAAAGGGUCUAUGUUACCUUCAUGAUCCUAGAGAUACAAACCAAAGAGUUCUCCAUUGUGAUGUAAAAAGUGCCAAUAUUCUACUUGAUGAGAAUAUGACUGCUAAAGUUGCUGACUUUGGGUUGUCAAAAAUACGCCCUGCGAAUCAGGGUGACUCGGUUUCUGUCACCAACGCAGUAGGUACUCCAGGCUACGUUGAUCCACAGUUUAUGGAAAACACCCUAACCAAAGAAUCAGACGUAUACUCUUUCGGCGUAGUCUUAUCUGAAGUUCUUUGCGGGAGAUUAUGCUAUGAUGUACAUGGCAAGUUACUUAUUGGCAUGUGGAAACAAAAAUACAUGGAGAAGAAGUUAGAUGAGAUUAUGUUCCAAGAGCUCAAGACACAAAUGCAUCCGAAGGCAUUAGAAAUAUUUUCAGAUGUUGCAUUUCAAUGUCUGCGUGAUACUCGUGAAGGAAGGCCAGCGAUGUCUAUUGUUGCUGAAAAGUUAGAGAAAGCACUUGGAUUCCAAGAGAUUUACGAUAUAAAACUGCCAGAGGGGUACAUGGAGGUGUACAGGGCGAUCCUUCUUGACGCCGAUCCUCCUCUAAACUUUACAUCUGAAGAAGAACUGAAGGAGCAUCUAGUCAACGGGACCCUCCUUAAUGGUGGUAAAACGUGGUUUUCGAUAAAUUUGAAAGGAGAGCAUUGUGAAUUGAUAUCUAUAGCUGAAUGUUUGACUCGGAUUGCAAGUGAAUCUAUAUAUGCGGAUGAAGUACAUAAAUCAAGAUUUGCAGUUGGAUGUUAUAAACCAAAUGUACAAAGCGAUGGAUUGAAGGUUCAAGAAUUCAGAGCACAUGUAAAAACUGGGUUCUUGUCACCACGGGUCACAUACACUGUGAACCUUGUGCUGAAAAAAAUGGAUCGAGGUGAUGAAAGAUACAUAGGCCUUAAUUACAAGUUAGGAGGGGAAAUAUCUUAUGCAUUUCUUUUCGACGACAGACAAGAUGGAUGGUCGUUUGUUGAAUUGUUUCAGUUUACCAGCGAAAAGAGAGAUCAUGAUCUUAAAAUUGUUUUUCACAUCGAGAACUGUCCAUAUAUUCUAGUAGAAGGCAUCGAAUUUCGACCCCUGGAGAAAGUGGAGCAUGAGGUGUUGUUAAAUAGUGAGAGGGAGGAUUUGCAGCCCAUUACAGAUGAUUCAGAGACAUUUUCGGAGCAAAUAUUGUCGAAUGAUUACAAGGACAUACUCGAGAAGUCAACACAUGGUGUGCGAAAAAAUGCAACGAAGAAGGAAAUCUACUCUAUUCUUCGCAAAGGGUUCCUAAUCAACGAUGGCCAAGUGUGGUUUUCUCUUGCCAAAGAUGGGAUGAAAUGUCUUAUGCUAUCAGCAAGAGCCACUUUGGAAGGCAACUACUGGAGCUGGAAGUCUCUACCCAAAACAAGAUUUGAAGUGGCUCAGGCUCAAGAUCCUUAUAAAAGAUUUGAGAUAUUCUAUGAAAUUGAAUCCAGUUUACUGUCCCCUCAAACGACAUACGCAGCUUACCUUGUCUACAAACAAGAAGCAGACAAGAACAUAGCUCAGCCUCCUCCUGCACAUGUCAAAGAUAGCAAUUCCCGUUCAAUAUGCGUUAUCUUUUUUAGUCCUCCUCUGACCCCAGUUAUUAUUAACGGAAGGGUUAAUCAUACUCACUGGCCAAUGAAUAGACCCAUAAUAAAAGGCCUUCCACAACAGAGGAGCGAUGGUUGGAUGGAAGUACAAAUAUGGGAGUUCUGUAAUACUACUACCAAAUGGAUUAUGAUGGAUCUUGAUUUGUCUAAUUAUGACAAGACGUUUAAAGGGCUUGAAGUGCAAGGCAUUGAACUUAGACCCAAAUAGAUUCUCUUGUCGACAAUGGGUCAUGAAUGAAACGUUUAAAGGGAUUGAAGUGCAGGGCAAUGAACUUUAACCGAAAUAAGUUUGCUUCAAUUCUAUAUACUUUUGUAAUGAACUACAUUAUUUACCAGGUUUUAUUUAAAGAUUGUAACUCUAUUUGUAAUUUCACAUUUUAAUAAGUCAAAUAAAUGAUUUGUGUUAAUGUCA
Erigeron canadensis is the source of this 2654-nucleotide messenger RNA. RefSeq lists its product as uncharacterized. Gene Ontology annotation, cellular component: plasma membrane; plasmodesma. Bases 210 to 2450 code for a protein of 746 amino acids. Gene Ontology annotation, molecular function: ATP binding; transmembrane receptor protein tyrosine kinase activity. The record is from RefSeq and is a predicted model, not a curated record. Lineage: Eukaryota; Viridiplantae; Streptophyta; Magnoliopsida; Asterales; Asteraceae. Gene Ontology annotation, biological process: protein autophosphorylation. The transcript has 8 exons.